CUAGUUUAGGUUUAUCUUGGGCCUGAAAGUUGUGGCUUCUGGAUAGGCUUUUGUCGGAUUUCUGGAUCGUAGUUUGGCUCCCUUUAAAGGUGGGGAUCAUGAGGGAGGAUGGAUGCGGGGGCAGAAGCGGGGAGCUGAGGGCUGGAGAGUCGCGGUUGACAUAGUAACUCUUCAGCUCCUUCUCCUGGCUCUGCGCUCAGGCUCUUUGCCACCCGAGGCCCCGCCCGUGCCCUGUGCCCAGGAGCCGGGCCGCUUCCUUGAGAGGUCCCCUCGACUGGAAGUGCUCAGGUCAAGGUCCCCUUUGCAGUUGCCUCCUCCUCCCCCCACCCCAAGUAGUGACUUCUACCAGGGCCAGCUGAGAAGCCACUCGAGGAGCCCAGUCGGCCAGGGGCGCACCCCUGGCCACAUCCUGGUCCCCUGGGUAUUGGUUUGCUCUAGACCAGUUCAGCAGGUGCCCAGAGGCCCCUCUUCCCCGGGUCGCUGCUGGAGUCUGGAGAGCCAUUCCCAGGAGUCCGGAGCAGGCCAGCCAGCGUUCGUGCCAUGAGCCAGAGCACCGCGUUCGUGCCCCGCAGAGGCGGCUCUCCCCUGGCUGGGAGCGGAGCCGGCGCGCGGCGCAACGAAAGCCAAGACUAUCUGCUGAUGGACGCGGAGCCGGGAGACGACGGCUGCCCGCAGCUCCCGCUGCCUCCCUACGGCUACUACCCGGGCUUCCGGGGCAAUGAAAACAGACUGACUCACCGGCGGCAGACAAUUCUUCGUGAGAAGGGGAGAAGACUAGCUAAUCGAGGACCAGCAUACAUGUUCAAUGACCACUCCACAAGCCUAUCUAUUGAAGAGGAACGGUUUUUGGAUGCAGCUGAAUAUGGGAACAUCCCAGUGGUGCGCAAGAUGUUGGAAGAGUGUCUCUCCCUCAAUGUUAACUGUGUGGAUUACAUGGGCCAGAAUGCCUUGCAAUUGGCAGUAGCCAAUGAGCACCUGGAAAUUACAGAACUGCUUCUCAAAAAAGAAAAUCUGUCUCGGGUUGGGGAUGCUUUGCUUCUAGCUAUUAGUAAAGGUUAUGUUCGGAUUGUGGAAGCAAUUCUCAACCAUCCAGCUUUUGCUGAAGGGAAGAGGUUAGCCACAAGUCCUAGCCAGUCUGAACUACAGCAAGAUGAUUUUUAUGCAUAUGAUGAAGAUGGGACACGGUUCUCCCAUGAUGUGACUCCAAUUAUCCUGGCUGCCCACUGCCAAGAAUAUGAGAUUGUGCACACUCUUUUGCGGAAGGGAGCUCGCAUUGAACGGCCUCAUGAUUAUUUCUGCAAGUGCACUGAAUGCAACCAGAAACAAAAGCAUGAUUCUUUUAGCCACUCCAGAUCUAGGAUUAAUGCCUAUAAAGGGCUGGCAAGUCCAGCUUACCUGUCACUUUCUAGUGAAGAUCCAGUUAUGACGGCCUUAGAACUGAGCAACGAGCUGGCAGUGCUGGCCAACAUUGAGAAAGAGUUCAAGAAUGACUACAAAAAGCUGUCGAUGCAGUGCAAAGAUUUUGUGGUUGGACUCCUUGAUCUGUGCAGAAACACGGAAGAAGUGGAGGCCAUCCUGAACGGGGAUGUGGAAACACGCCAUGCCGGGGACCAUGACCGUCCAAAUCUCAGCCGGUUAAAACUUGCGAUUAAAUAUGAAGUAAAAAAAUUUGUCGCUCACCCAAACUGCCAGCAACAGCUCCUCUCCAUCUGGUACGAGAACCUCUCCGGCUUGAGGCAGCAGACCAUGGCGGUCAAGUUUCUCGUGGUCCUGGCUGUGGCCUUCGGGCUUCCCUUCCUGGCUCUCAUCUACUGGUGCGCUCCGUGCAGCAAGAUGGCGAAGAUAAUGCGUGGACCAUUCAUGAAGUUUGUAGCACAUGCAGCCUCCUUCACCAUUUUUCUGGGGCUGCUCGUCAUGAAUGCAGCUGACAGAUUCGAAGGCACCAAACUCCUUCCUAAUGAAACCAGCACAGAUAAUGCAAAACAGCUGUUCAGGAUGAAAACAUCCUGCUUCUCAUGGAUGGAGAUGCUCAUUAUAUCCUGGGUAAUAGGCAUGAUAUGGGCUGAAUGUAAAGAAAUUUGGACUCAAGGACCCAAAGAAUACUUAUUUGAGCUGUGGAAUAUGCUUGAUUUUGGCAUGCUGGCCAUCUUUGCAGCAUCGUUCAUUGCAAGAUUCAUGGCAUUUUGGCAUGCUUCUAAAGCUCAGAGCAUCAUUGAUGCAAAUGAUACUUUGAAGGACUUGACAAAAGUGACACUGGGGGACAAUGUGAAAUACUACAACCUGGCCAGGAUAAAGUGGGACCCUUCUGAUCCUCAAAUUAUAUCUGAAGGUCUUUAUGCCAUUGCUGUAGUUUUAAGUUUCUCCAGAAUAGCUUAUAUAUUACCAGCAAAUGAAAGUUUUGGACCUCUGCAGAUAUCACUUGGAAGAACAGUAAAAGAUAUCUUUAAGUUUAUGGUCAUAUUCAUCAUGGUGUUCGUGGCUUUUAUGAUUGGAAUGUUCAACCUCUAUUCCUACUACAUUGGAGCAAAGCAAAAUGAAGCCUUCACAACAGUUGAGGAGAGUUUUAAGACACUGUUUUGGGCUAUAUUUGGACUUUCUGAAGUAAAAUCGGUGGUCAUCAACUAUAAUCACAAGUUCAUUGAAAACAUUGGUUAUGUUCUGUAUGGAGUCUAUAAUGUUACAAUGGUCAUUGUUUUGCUGAACAUGUUAAUUGCAAUGAUCAACAGUUCAUUCCAAGAAAUUGAGGAUGAUGCAGAUGUGGAGUGGAAAUUUGCAAGGGCCAAACUUUGGUUUUCCUACUUUGAGGAGGGAAGAACACUUCCUGUACCCUUCAACCUGGUACCAAGCCCAAAGUCCCUGUUUUAUCUCUUACUGAAGUUUAAAAAAUGGAUUUCUGAGCUGUUCCAGGGUCAUAAGAAAGGUUUCCAAGAAGAUGCAGAGAUGAACAAGAGAAAUGAGGAAAAGAAAUUUGGAAUUUUGGGAAGUCAUGAAGACAUUUCAAAAUUGUCACUUGACACAAAACAGAUGUCACACAGUAAACAAUUAAGUAUAAGGAGCUCUGAAGAUUUUCAUUUAAAUAGUUUCAAUAAUCCUCCAAGACAGUAUCAGAAAAUAAUGAAGAGGCUUAUAAAAAGAUAUGUCCUGCAAGCCCAGAUAGAUAAGGAGAGUGAUGAAGUGAACGAAGGGGAACUGAAGGAAAUUAAGCAAGACAUCUCAAGUCUCCGCUAUGAACUCCUUGAAGAAAAGUCUCAGAACACAGAAGACUUAGCAGAACUUAUUAGAAAACUUGGAGAGAAAUUAUCUUUGGAACCAAAACAAGAGGAAAGCAACAGAUAAUGCAAAGACUUCCUUAAAAUUUUUCAUAUUUAUUUGUCCACUUGAAGCCAUAUUAUUUUCUGGUUUAUUUUUUUAAGUACCAAUGAUAUGGUGACUGAAAACUUGGGUCAUCUGGAAUACUAAUAUCAAAAUUUUUAGUGAUAAAAUUUCAUUGGAGAGGUUAAAGAUUGCAGAUUGUGGUGAAACAUUUGCUUAAUUCUUUGGUGCUUGUUUUAUAAACUGCUUUCUUGAGGAUAACUGUUGUACUGAUGUGAAGGCCAUGUCAUUUUUUGGGGAUGGACCUCAGAUAUUAGAGAACAGAUUCACAUAGCUUCCCUUGUGACCUCCCUCCCACAAAAUGAGUACAGGUAUUUCCCUACCCAUGUGGGUUUCCUACUGGUGUAUUCUAAAAUAUGGAGGAAAUUAGUCUAUGGACAUUUGAAGGAUGCUGUUUAACCAUCACCUACAUUCUUAGUCCUCCUAUAAAAGUGAUCAAUACAGCCUAUACAAAAUGGACUUACAGAUGGAUGUAAGGGGCACACCUAUAAUCUAAACACUGGGGAGGUAGAGUUCAAGGCCAGCCUCAGUGUUAUAGUGAAUUUUAGGUCAGCCUGGGCUACAUGAGACCUAGCUUGAAUACUAAACACACAAAACAAAAUGUUAUAUUUUUUCCUCAGUUCACCUCUGAAAAUAUUACACUUAACACUGAGAAAGUGUUGUAAGCAUGUGUGUAUGGGUAUACGGGGGAGUAUGCAUGUGAACAUGUGUAUGUGUGUGGGUGGGGAGUAUGUUUGUGAACAUGUGUGUAUGUGUAGCUAGGUGAGUAUGUAUGUGAACAUGUGUGUAUGGGUAGACAGGACAGUAUUGUGAGAACAUGUCUGUACACAUACAUGAA
Jaculus jaculus (lesser Egyptian jerboa) is the source of this 4210-nucleotide messenger RNA. RefSeq names its product transient receptor potential cation channel subfamily C member 6 (gene Trpc6). The record is from RefSeq and is a predicted model, not a curated record. The transcript has 13 exons. Gene Ontology annotation, biological process: regulation of cytosolic calcium ion concentration; calcium ion transmembrane transport; manganese ion transport. Gene Ontology annotation, cellular component: cation channel complex; membrane. Bases 541 to 3336 code for a protein of 931 amino acids. NCBI's taxonomy places the organism in Eukaryota, Metazoa, Chordata, Mammalia, Rodentia, Dipodidae. Gene Ontology annotation, molecular function: store-operated calcium channel activity; protein binding; inositol 1,4,5 trisphosphate binding.